Messenger RNA from Poecile atricapillus (Black-capped chickadee), 1667 nucleotides. It is a transcript of the gene CENPW, whose product is annotated as centromere protein W. Lineage: Eukaryota; Metazoa; Chordata; Aves; Passeriformes; Paridae. Gene Ontology annotation, biological process: mitotic cell cycle; chromosome segregation; kinetochore assembly. The record is from RefSeq and is a predicted model, not a curated record. Gene Ontology annotation, molecular function: protein heterodimerization activity; DNA binding. The coding region runs from base 460 to 690 and encodes 76 amino acids. The transcript is spliced from 3 exons. Gene Ontology annotation, cellular component: nucleoplasm; kinetochore.
GGCCCGGGCAGAGGUGGGGGUAACUCGCUACAGCCAGGCCUAAAGCCAGCUCUCGGUUCGCUCGCAAGGGAAGCGGACCGACACGGAGGGGCUCGCGAGGGGACCGGUCGUGGCGGUGUCCGCCGGGACCCGCCCGUCUCUCGAGCACCUGCCCUCCGGGGAGAGCCGCUCCCCGUCCCUGCGCCACGCGGGCGGCGGGGCCGGGCCCGGCGGGACGCUGUCCCCGCAGCCCCUGUGCGGCUCCUGGGCGCGGCUCCCGGGGAAGCGCCGGGGCCGGCAGCGGCGCGAGGGGCGGUGCCGCGCGCGGCCGUUGGGAAGUUGCGUCACGGCGGGCGCGCGCGGCUGCGCGAGGGCGGCGGAUUCGAACGGCGGAGGGAGCGAGGGCGGCGCGCGCGCGGCGGGAGCGGCGGGAGGAGGAGGAGGAAGAAGAAGAAGAGGAAGGAAAGUAGCAGGAGGAGGAUGAGGAGCACGGCGCCUCGCACCACUUUGCGGAAAAUAAUAAAGAAGCACAAGCCGCAGUUACGCCUGGCGGCGAACGCCGACCUGCUGGUUCAUUUGAACUUCUUACUGUUUCUCCAUCGGCUAGCAGAAGAAGCCCGGACAAAUGCUUUUGAGAACAAAAGUAAAAUAAUUAAACCUGAGCACACCGUAUCUGCAGCGAAGGUUAUUUUAAAGAAAAGCAGAGGCUAGAAAACAGACCACUGGAAUUUUAAAGGACAUUUUUCAUGUUUUCUGACUAACUUGAGUUAUACUGUAAGCCAGCUGUGUAGCACUUGUGGAACUAUGUAGUUUUGUUGAUAUCUAUCUCCUGACUAUCUCACUGUUUCUUUAAAAAAAAAAUUAAAAAAAUCUUAGAAUGUAUAUUUUCAUACACUUCAUGCAUAAUUUUAAACUGUGUAUCACUUGUCGUUUAAGACUUUUGAUGUACCUUUUUUCAUAAUGAUGGAGGAAUGCUUGUACCAUAGAUAUCCUUCAGGUACAAUCUGGCAUUUAUUACUAAAAGUGUGAAACUUCUUAAAGGGAACAGUAGUUAAAAAAACCUCAACAAGUUUCACUAAAUCCAGUAUAGACUGUGCAGUUCAGAGCAGAUUUACUAGCUAAACAAAAUUAUGGCUUUCAAAACAACUACUGUAGAAACAAGUAUAUUAAAUACCUUGUCUUCAGUUUAUUUAUAAAUGUCUUGAUAAUUUUAAAAUUGCUUUGAAAAGUAGAUUAAAACUUUUGAGUUCUGGGGAAAGAAUACAUAGUUGCUAUUUUAAAUCAUGUUCUGAACUCUUAAGCUGACCUGUUGACGUAGUAUAUGUGACAACUUGGUGGUCUGUAAUUCAGUCGGUGUGGACAGAUGCACAGGUUAUGAAAAAGGAAAGAUCUGGCACAGCUGAUGUUUUCGAAGUUAGGUCUUGUAAAAAUAACAAAGAUAAGUUGGCAUGAGUGACAAGCUAUUUCCUUCCCUCUUUUGAGUGUCAUACUAACUUGUCAGAAGUCUGGAAAUGUACAUUAUGCAAAAAUGUCUUCUUAAUAUAAUAUUCUGUUCCUAUUCUGAUAUUUGUAAUCAUUUACUGAACACUUUGCUUAAAAAAAAAAAUAAAGUUAUAGAUGAAUCUUAGAGUUUGAGCUGAUAAUGCAGUUUUGUGGAAUUAUAUGGUAGUUGAUCCUGGAUAUGCACA